GCUCGUAAACAUAUAAGUUAAAGAAAGUUCGGAGAGGAGAGAGGAAAAAGGAAGAUCAUGGGUGUGGUGGAAGAGUACUUGCCAGAAAUGGCCAUGGUUGGUGUUCAGCUCACUUACGCUGUAAUGACUCUCAUCUCCCGCGCCGCCCUCCUCCAAGGCACGAGCCCUCGAGUCUUSGUCGUCUAUCGUCAAGCCAUUGCCACCAUCGUCUUUGCACCCAUUGCUUACUUCUCUAGGCCUAGAUCCACGAGGAUCUCCUUGAACUUGAAGAGCUUUUCUCUCAUAUUUCUCGCUGCUCUAAUCGGGGCAACAAUAAAUCAGAACGCUUACUUUGAAGGAAUUUUGUUAGCAACCUCAUCGUUGGCGAUAGCGAUGAUGAAUCUAAUUCCGGCCAUUACAUUUGUGAUGGCUACCAUUUUCAGAAUGGAGAGUGUGAAGAUAAGAAGCUUGAGGAGCAUAGCGAAGAUGGGAGGGACAGUGAUCUGUGUUGGUGGGGCCAUUUGCAUGGCCCUUCUGAGGGGUCCAAAGCUUCUCAAUGGCACACGUGGUGAUCACGUGGUGAAAUCUGCCAUAAUAUUUAGUGUGAAAAGUGAAAGUGAUGACACUUGGUUAUUGGGUUGCUUGUCUCUGUUUGUGUGUUGCUGCUGCUGGUCAAUUUGGCUGAUUUUACAGGUACCAGCAUUAGCAAUCUAUCCCGACAACUUAUCUUUCUCAACAUGGGUGUGUUUCUUUUCCACGAUACAGUCAAUCAUCGUUGCUCUAUUGGUAGAGCGAAACAAUUUUGAAGUAUGGAAAAUACAUUCAAGUAUUGAAGUGACUUCUUAUCUCUUCUCGGGAAUAGUUGGGUCAGGUGCUGCCUUCUUUGUUCAAGCUUGGUGUGUUUCAAAAAGAGGCCCUGUCUUCUCUGCAACUUUCAACCCUCUUGCCACCAUUAUUGUUACUAUUUUGGCUGCUAUAUUUCUUCRUGAGSAGAUUUUUACCGGAAGUUUAUUGGGGGGCGUGGUUGUAAUUAUUGGAUUGUACAUUGUCCUUUGGGGAAAAGCAAAAGAUUAUGCGAAGGAAGAAACCUCAGAGAAGCUAAGUGUUGAAGAAGAAGAUAAAGAAGAUCAAGAGGAAGGUUGUGAGACAGCUGAGGCAGAGACAAGCCACUCUAAGAUUGAUUUGGAGGAACCAUUUUUGUUUAAAUAAUGUAUGUAUACAUCCUGUUGACAAGUGAUAACUAAGAAAAGCAAUUUUUUAUU
Momordica charantia (bitter melon) is the source of this 1241-nucleotide messenger RNA. NCBI's taxonomy places the organism in Eukaryota, Viridiplantae, Streptophyta, Magnoliopsida, Cucurbitales, Cucurbitaceae. The record is from RefSeq and is a predicted model, not a curated record.